AUAUUGAUUGAAAUCCAUCAAGCAAGUUAGAGGCACACAUCUGGAUUGAAAUGCAUCUUUAGUGGACUAUGUUUGCGACUGGUCUCAUCUGCUACAACACUUCUUAAAUGAUAUGAACCUAUUGGUGAUAAGACUAACUUUAGGCCUAGCAAGCAUUUUAGUUGCAGACUGUCUCAAGCAUAACGAAGGUUCGAAGUCGAAUCCUAUUCACGGUGACUUUCUGUGCUAUGAGUCGACAAGGGCGGAUGUUGUAUUUCUUUUGGAUGGCUCGCAAUGCAUUGGCGAAGAUAAUUGGGAGUUGAUGCUUCACUUCGCGGCCGACAUCGCAGAAGAUCUCAGCUACGCCCAUGUCGAUGUCCGAUUCGCUAUUGUAUUCUUUGAAAGGCGGCAACCCUACAAAUAUGACUUUAAAGAGUUUCGAGACGUCACGUCUGUCAUUAGGACUAUCAUGAGGCUACCCUACGCCGCCUCACGGGGAAGCUUCUUGCACAGGGCUUUACGUAUGAUUAAUGACCAGGACAUGUUCGGUGAUGAGGCCGGGUCUAGACACGAUGCCGAGAAAGUUGUGAUAGUUAUGACAGACGGACGAUGGAAGAACGAGAGACAAACUUUAUUUGAGGCAGAAGAGCUGAAGAGACACGACGUAAUUUUUGUGUCUGUCGCUGUGGGACACCAUCCAGAAAUGAACGAGCUGAAAUGCCUGGCAUCUUGUCCUCGCUAUGUCUUCAACGUAGACUGCUUUGACCUGCUCCUGGUCUUCAAAAUUGACUUAAUGAGAAUCACUUGCAAAGACGUUCCGAUCACUAGUGAUCUAGUUUCCAGGGCUGUUCCUACUGAGUCUAGUGGACCAAUCUAUGUGAGUACUUCACAACAUGAGGUUUUCACAUCAGUACAUGAAGUCAGCCAGGACUUCAGCACAGAGUCCAAUACAGAACAUAUUCAGUCCCAUUCUUUCAGAACUGAUCUUACAAUCGCCUCUUCACAUGCAGUAGUCACUACCACUCAAAUAGCAUUGCAAACCUUAAACACUAGACAGUUAUUUGAAUCAAGUACAGAACCUUUAAUACAAUUUUCGAAAGAACCGUCUUUAAGCACAGAACCUCUUAGAAAAUUUAGCACGAUUCCACAUUUAACCACUGCUUUGGAAUCUACUGAAUCGCCACAAAAUUUAACUACCAAACCAGCUUUGAAGCCUACCAAAAUACCAGACUUAACAACUGAACCUGCAAUAGAAUCUACAAAAAUACCAACUUUAACAUCUGAAUCACCUCGAAAUUCAACCAAAGCACUUGAUCUAACAUUAGAACCUUCUAUUGAAUCUACCAAAAUACUGGACGUAACAACAAAGCCUGCUAUUGAAUUUACCAAAAUACAAGAUUUAACCACAGAACCUUCUCUACAGUCUACAAAAUUUAAAGAUUUAACCACAAAACCUUCUCUACAGUCUACACAAUUUAAAGAUUUAAUCACAGAACCUGCUAUACAUUCUACCAAAAUACAGGAUUUAACAUCAGAAUCUGCUGAAUACUCUACUAUAUUACCAGAUGUAACCACUAAACAUGCUAUAGAAUCUUCCAAAAUACUCGUAUUAACCUCUGAGCCUGUGAAAAAUACUUCUACAUUAUCAGAUACAAUCACUGAACCACCUAUAGAAUCUACACAAUUUCAAGAGUCCACCUCUGAACCUCCAACAAAACCUUCUAAAUUACCAGAUUUAACAUCUGAAACUGCUUUAGAAUCUACCAAAAUACCAAAUUUAACCUCUGAACCUGCUAGAACAUCUACUAAAUUACCAGAUUUAACAACUGUAACGCCCAAAAUAAUAGAUCUAACCACAGAACAUGCCAUAGAAUCUACAAAAUUACAUAAUGUUAUCACAAAACCUGCUAUAGAAUCUACCAAAAUCCUGGCUUUAACUACAGAACAUUCUAUAGAAUCUACCAGAAAACUAAGCUUCACCACGGAACCUGCAUUGGACUCGACUAAAAGCCCAGAUUCUACAACUGAAUCUGCUUUGGACUCAACCAAAAGCCCAGAUUUUACAACUGAACCUGCUAUCGAAUCUACCAAAUUAACAGAUAUAACAACUGAACUUUCCAUAGAAUCUACAAAUGUAACCACAAAACAUGUUAUAGAAUCUACAAAAUUGCCGGCCAUAGAAUCUAGUAAAUUACCAGAUGUAACCAGUGAACCUACUAUAGAAUCAUCAAUUACCAAUAUAACAACAAACAUUUUCAUGGAAUCUAAAUCACUUGCUAUGAACUCUAAAAGUAGUCUAGAAUUGUUAUCAUCGGAUGAAAGCAUCAUACCAAGUACAGACUCCACUUCAACAUUAGAUGUAAACACUAAGUACUCUGAAGAGACUACUUCAAUUGUUGAUCCGAAAACUAAACCCUAUUUAGAAUCGUCAACUGUCAUCCUUAGUGGUGCUCUAAGUAAGGAAUCUGCACUAACCUUUGACUCAAAUACUAAAUCUGCAAAAGAAAUAUCAACAUUUUUGGAAAGUACUAAACUUGAUAUAGAAAGUACUAAACUUGAUAUAGAAAGUACUACUAGCAAAUCAACUUUAUUUUAUGUUAGUACCGAGACUGAUUCGGAAUCUUCGUUGCACUUUGAUCAUAGCAGUAAACAUUUUAUAGACUUAACACCAUCGUCUGAUGUAGGUUCUUUAUCUGAUUUUAAAUCUUCAUCAACCUCUGACCAGAGCACUGAAAUUUCUAAAGGAUUUACCCCAACAUUUCAUGUCAUUACAGAAUCUGAUAUGUCAUCCUAUGUUAGGACUGAAUCUUUAUUAUCAUCUGACGUUACUAAUGAGUUCAAUACAGAAUUAACACCGUCUGUGAAAGAAACUAUCGGAUCACUGCUGAAUUCAAUCACUGAGUCGACACCGCUAUUAGAUUUGACCAUUGGACCUACAAUAGAGUCAUUACCACCGCUUCAUUUAAGCACUAUGCAUUUUAUGAAGUCUACACAAAUGAUAGAUUUAACUACACAACAUGUAAAAGAGUCUACACUAGCACUUGAUCUAAGCAUCGAACCAGCAACACAAUAUUCUACACUGAUAAUUUUAAGCUCUAAACCUUCGGGAGAGUCAACAUUAUCACUGGAUCUAAGCACUAAACCUGCUCUUAAGUCUACACAGUCACUAAAUCUAAGCACCGAAACUGCUAACUCUACUCAGACGUUAGAUUUAAGCACUGAAUCUGGUCUUAAGUCAAUACAGUCAUUCGAUGUAAGCACUAAACCCGUAAUGGAGUCUACUCAGUCACUAGAUCUAAGCACUGAACCUGUAUUUAAGUCUACACAGUCGCUAGAUCUAAGCACCGAACCUGCUAAACCUACACAGUCACUAGAUCUAAGCACUGAACCUGCUAAACCUACACAGUCGCUAGAUCUAAGCACCGAACCUGCUAAACCUACUCAGUCACUAGAUCUUAGCACUGAACCUGUACUUAAGUCUAUACAGUCGCUAGAUCUAAGCACCGAACCUGCUAAACCUACACAGUCGCUAGAUCUAAGCACUGAACCUGUAUUUAAGUCUACACAGUUGCUAGAUCUAAGCACCGAACCUGCUAAACCUACACAGUCGCUAGAUCUAAGCACCGAACCUGCUAAACCUACACAGUCACUAGAUCUAAGCACAGAACCUGCUAAACCUACACAGUCGCUAGAUCUAAGCACCGAACCUGCUAAACCUACUCAGUCACUAGAUCUUAGCACUGAACCUGUACUUAAGUCUAUACAGUCAUUAGAUGUAAGCACUGAACCUGCUAAAUCUACACAGUCGCUAGAUUUAAGCACUGAACCUGUAUUUAAGUCUACACAGUCGCUAGAUCUAAGCACCGAACCUGCUAAACCUACACAGUCACUAGAUCUAAGCACUCAACCUGCUAAAUCUACACAGUCGCUAGAUUUAAGCACUGAACCUGCUAAAUCUACACAGUCACUAGUUCUAAGCACCGAACCUGCUAAACCUACACAGUCGCUAAAUUUAAGCACUGAACCUGCUAAAUCUACACAGUCGCUAGAUUUAAGCACUGAACCUGCUAAACCUACACAGUCGCUAGAUUUAAGCACUGAACCUGCUAAAUCUACACAGUCGCUAGAUCUAAGCAUUGAACCUGCUAAAUCUACACAGUCGCUAGAUUUUAGCACUGAACCUGCUAAAUCUACACAGUCGUUAGAUCUAAGCAUUGAACCUGCUAAAUCUACACAGUCGCUAGAUCUAAGCACUGAAUCUGCAUUUAAUGCAUUUAAGUCUACAGCGUCAUUAGAUCUUAGCACCGAACCUGUCCUUACGCCUAUACAGUCGUUAGAUGUAAGCACCGAACCUGUUCUUCAGUCUACACAGUCAAUAGAUCUAAGCACAGAACCUGUUGUUGAUACUACGUCUGAAUAUUCAUACAGGUUUUCGUCUGAACUGUUAUCCAUUUUUUCUUCGUGGCAUUUGCACGACGUCUCCGUGUCACCUUCAUUGCUAUCCCAUGAUGACCAGGCGCAGACGACAUUACAUUUAUCUUUGCCAUCAUCUUUGAUUAAGCCAGGUAUUUCUCCAGUUUUGCUGCCCAGUUCCGCUCUAGCGACUCCGCCACCCCCAGCUCAACCUUGCCCUCAACACGCUCAGCUUGAUAUAAUGCUCGUUCUGGAAGCUUCUCCUGGAACUGGCUCCAGAAACUGGGUCUCGCUUAUCAAGUUUGUGAUAGAUCUCAUUUACUCUUUCAACAUUGGCCCCGACGAUGUCAAGUUCGGAGCCAUUUUUUCGAGCCAAGAGCCAGUGAAGCAAUGUGACUUUAACACCUAUCAGACCGUCAGCUCUUUGCUUAAGGCUAUUCUCAGCAUUCAGUUUCCCAGCAGGCCAGAAACGAAUACGUACAAAGCGUUGCGUCUGAUCACGCAGGACAGGAUGUUCAGUGUUGAGGCUGGAGGCAGAGUCAGCGCGAAGGAUGUAGUGAUUGUCAUCACCGAUGGAAACUCAACAUUUCCAAUGGAAACCCAAAAUGCUGCCGAUGACCUCAAGAAGAACGGAGUAACUAUCUACACUGUUGGAGUUGGCCCUCAUGUCAAUGAGAAGCUUCUUCAAGAUGUGGCGUCGAGUCCUGGACAGUUCAUCAAGUCAGACAGCUUUAGGUCGUUAGACAUUAAUAUGCUGAAAAUUUUGGAAGUUGCAUGUUCAAAUCACUCGAGCUCGAUAACUGUGCCUACUCUUUUGACCACUUCAGAGUUGUCUGCCGUUCAGUUUAGUUGGUCAACAGAAGUUAUUAGUUGGUCAACCGAAGCUAUUAGUUGGUCAACCGAAGCUAUUACUUCAACCACUACCAUGCCACAUGAAUCUACAUCCGGUAUUACAGUAACUCCUAGCCCAACCAUACCGCAGUGUCCAGACUUUCUUCAACUGGACAUUAUCCUGGUUCUAGACGCCUCUUCUAGUAUCAUCAGAGAUAAAGACUGGAAUUAUCUGACUCAAGCGGUUGGGCAAUUAAUUUCCUCACUUCCAAUUGGUCCUCAAAAUAUCAGAUUUGGUGUUGUUUACUUCAACCGCCGAGUGACCAAAGUCUGCGAUCUAAAAACUUACGACUCAAAGGAAGGACUUUAUAAUGCGGUAACACAGAUUAAGUAUCCUUAUGUUGCUGGGACACACACGCAUCGAGCGCUGGAUCAGAUCAUCAAUGAUGACAUGUUUAGUUCCAGAUCCGGUGGCAGAGAGGAGGCCAAGGACGUGGUUAUUGUUGUCACUGACGGCUGGUCAAACUUCCCCUUAAAAACUCUGAACUCUGCUAGAGAACUGAAGAUAUCAGGUGUUACUGUCAUAUCAGUCGGAGUUGGUACUGGCAUCAAUAUGGCUGAGAUUCAAGGAAUAGCCAGUGGUCCUGAUGACGUCAUAUUGGCCAGUAAUUUCCAGUCAUUGGAAGCAGUGUACAGAGAUCUUAUUGGGAUACUAUGUCGAGAUAUGAUGAGCACUAUAGACGCCGUGGCGUCAUCGCCAACUCUGUUGCAAUCAUCUUUUAUGGACAUUGUCUUUACCCAGCCUAAUUCAAUAAUUACAAGUAUUUCAAGCAAGCUUAAGUCUUCAGAGGGCAGUAGCUGCACCGUAAGCACACCAAUUCCGACAAUACAGGUAUGCCCAGAUACAGUUGAAGCAGACAUCAUAUUGGUUUUGGACGCCUCUUUGAGUAUUAGUGCCAAAAACUGGCCAUUUCUGACUAAAGUUGCAGGAGAGAUAAUCUCCAGAUUCACCAUAAGUCAGGAGAAAGUGAGAUUUGGAGCCAUUUUCUUCAACCGCAAACCAACCAAAGUGUUUGAUCUGAAAACCUACAAUAACAACAGAGAUGUUUAUGAUGCACUAGUCUCCAUAAAGUAUCCUCACCUAUCCGGGACACAUACGGAUAAAGCGCUUGAUUUAAUAACAACAGAUCAAAUGUUUUCCAGUCAGUCUGGUGGAAGGGACAGCGCUAAAGAUUUGGUCAUUGUCAUUACAGAUGGAUAUUCUUAUUACCCUGAAAAAACUCAAGAAUCAGCAGCAGAACUAAAGAAACAAGGUGUUACGGUCAUAAGUGUAGGUUUUGGUCCAGAUGUCAGCAUGACAGAGCUUGAAGGCAUGUCCAGUGGCCCUGGCCUGGUCUACCUGGCAAGUGACUUCCAAUGUUUACAGGACAUUCAGACCCAACUAAUCCAAAGGCUUUGUCAAAUCAUGUCCAGUAGUACCAUGUUGCCUUCUCCGUGUUUGACUUACAGUACUUGCACUACUCGAAAUACACUACCAACUGCAAUGUCUACCCAUCCUUCAACGGUGUAUGCAUGUCGGAACUUGACUUGUUCAUUAGAUCUCAAAGAAAUAAAUACUCCCGCUACUGCUCUAGUUCAGACAGAGUUAACUCCCUACAAGACUGAACUGACUUCCACCAAGCCGAUUCAGCCCAGUUGGUCUUCUGAAUCGACAGAACUGAAGAAAAUCACAAAUCUAGUCCAUACGACUAACGGUUUAUCAAGAAGUCUACAACAUCCUACAGAAUCGUCUCCAACAAGCUUUGCUUUUCAUAACACCCUCCAACCAAGCUGGACAUCAGAACUAACUAUCCAACACGAGUCCUCAGAAUCACUCUCUAGUGUUUCCAUUGUCUCUACGACGUCUGCAUUCAUUCCUUCAUGUUCGGACUCUGUUCAGUUGGACAUUGUAUUAGUUCUGGACGCUUCCUCAAGUAUUGGCUUGAAAAACUGGACGUAUCUUACACAAACAGCAGGGGACAUAAUAACCAGAUUUCCUGUCGGUGUCAGAUUCGCUGUCAUUACUUUUAAUGUCAGAGCUAAUAAGAUAUUUGAUUUAAACACCUACAUCACAAGCAGCGAUGUUUAUAAUGCGGUCCUCAAGAUUCCUUAUGUGCACAUCUCUGGAACACACACGCAUAGAGCGUUGGAGAUGGUGAUUACAGAUCAAAUGUUCAGCAGGGAGAGAGGCGGAAGGGACGAAGCUUAUGACGUGGUCAUUGUUAUAACAGACGGGAGGUCAAACUUCCCCAACAAAACAUAUGAAGCCGCCUCAGAGCUGAAGAAGUUAGGAAUCACUAUCAUGUCUAUUGGUGUCGGUAAAGAAAUCAGUAUGACUGAGCUUCAAGGCAUGGCCAGCAGUCCUAAUCUGAUCAUCUUGGCUAAAGACUAUCCAUCUUUAGAUAUAAUCAAGUCAAAGUUGAUUCAAAGAGUUUGCGAAAUUCCAGAACAUAUGAAUUCUACUGUAUCAGUUGGAUUAAUGACGAAAAUUACAGCACUACAACGUGAAGAAACUUCUGGCAAUCUUUUGGCAGUACCCUAACAAUGCCAGCCGUGUGUUUCCAUGGAUAUGAUGAACUAGAAACAACAGCGUCACGAAAAUGAGACAGACUUAAUGACUUUACAUUUUUAACUACAUUACAAAAAUAAAUGUUAUUUUCACGUGAA
This is a messenger RNA of Biomphalaria glabrata, 7929 nucleotides long. RefSeq lists its product as uncharacterized. The transcript has 20 exons. The coding region runs from base 113 to 7804 and encodes 2563 amino acids. The record is from RefSeq and is a predicted model, not a curated record. NCBI's taxonomy places the organism in Eukaryota, Metazoa, Mollusca, Gastropoda, Planorbidae.